GAUUUAUGUAUUAUGGUGUGUCCCAAUUUGGAAUCUCAUGUUGAGAACAGGUUUCAGGAAAUUGCUGGUACAUAAUGUCGAUACACAGACUGCGACAAUGCUGGGAUAUGGUCUGUAAUCAAGAGAGCUCUUGUGCGGUCAAUUACUUGGAUUGCAGUGCUUUAACAGAUCCGAAUAGGAUAGCUUGGCUUCAAUCGAGCAACAUUAGCAGAGUUUGUGACCCCGAUAAUGCUCUAUAUCCAUAUGGCAUUUAUAGCUUUACAGUAACAGAAAACCUGUCUACAGGUGGUUUCUUCAACAAGUAUUUUUUCUGUCUUUGGUGGGGACUAAGAAAUUUAAGUUCACAAGGACAAAAUCUUGAGACCAGCAUUGAUAUUGCAGAAAAUUUGUUUUCGUUGGUCAUUGCAACCCUUGGACUUUGCUUAUUUGCGAUUGUCAUUGGUAUUAUGCAAAAAUACAUACAAUCUGCUAGUGUAAGAAUAGAGAAUUGGAGGCUCAAGCAAACUGAUAUGGAGCAGUGGAUGCACCAUAGGAAGCUACCUAGAGAACUAAGACAAACUAUAAUCGAGUACUAUGAUUACAAGUGGGUUGCUACUCAAGGAGUGGACGAAGCCUCUAUUCUUAAUGCACUUCCCAUUAAUCUCAGGAGGCAAACUAAGCAAUACCUUUGUCUCAAUCUAGUUCGACAAUUGAUGGUGUUAUAUUGGGAAAUUCUACCACAGGUCCUAUGUACCAAUGCUAUGAUAGGGUUUAAGAGGAUCUUGGCAAUUGCUGUUUUGAUAGCAGGAUAG
Beta vulgaris subsp. vulgaris (sugar beet) is the source of this 791-nucleotide messenger RNA. Its product is annotated as protein CNGC15b. NCBI's taxonomy places the organism in Eukaryota, Viridiplantae, Streptophyta, Magnoliopsida, Caryophyllales, Amaranthaceae. Bases 75 to 791 code for a protein of 238 amino acids. The record is from RefSeq and is a predicted model, not a curated record. The transcript has 4 exons.